AUGACUGUGACUACAAUGAUCGGUCUCAGUCGGGGAAAGCCCGUCUGUUCGGCGGAAUAUCUAGACUAUGACUAUGUGUCUACAGACCAGACUAUUACUGGAGGUGGCAAGCAGGGCAAACAGCAGGUGGGCCGGUGCAGUGAAAGGAGCUCCGGGGAGUGCAAGCGGCUCUGGUGGGGCGGAGGGCGAGGGGCGAGGGCCGAGGGGCGGCGGGGACCGUCUAGACAGGCCGCAGACGAGCGGAGGCUGCGCCGGGCCGCACCGACACACACACACGCACACACACACACCGACACCCUGACCUCUAGCACUCAAGGGUCCGAGCACCUAUGCAGGCGACCGCGGUACAUAUCGCAUCACCGCCCGCCCGCAAUUUCGCGUAAAAUUGGCAGCGCGCUGCGGGCGGGCGGCGAGGAGCGUCGCUCCCGAAAUAGUGUUCGGGCGCGGUCGUGCGGUGUCGGAGGCGGCGCCGCAGUCGCCGUGUGGCAGCGCGCGCGCUCCCGCGUCGCAUCCCGACCGUCACCCGAGCGGCUGAAGCGAGGCCCCGAGCGCACUGCACGGCCCCACGGUGCGCGUAUUUCGGUCGAGAGGAGGCCCCGGGCCGCGCUGGCCGCCGUGCUCUGGUGGUGGUGCGUGGCGCUGCUGCGGCUGGUCGUGCUCUGCGCGCCUCCCCCCGGCCCGUCCUCCGCGCGCGCCCCCGACGAUGCUCCCUCGCCGCUGGCCUGCGCGGCUUGCGCGCGUGCGCCCUCCAACGUUACCGACCCGACGACCACUCCGCCGACCCCGACGACGCCUCCGACCGCGACCGACGCGACCUCUCACACCGAUAGAAAAAUAAUGGCGAGAGCACUUCGUCUGAGGGCGACGGAUGUGGGUUAUCAGAGCGAAGGUUUCACAGACAGCCCUCACUCUCAAAACCCUCCAAGACCAGAGAGGGAUGAGGCAGGGACCUCCGCCUCCCCGAAAUUUGCGUCACGAUAA
Danaus chrysippus (African queen) is the source of this 981-nucleotide messenger RNA. Lineage: Eukaryota; Metazoa; Arthropoda; Insecta; Lepidoptera; Nymphalidae. The record is from the annotation of a GenBank genome assembly.